Molecule: messenger RNA, 435 nt
Organism: Auanema sp. JU1783
Lineage: Eukaryota; Metazoa; Nematoda; Chromadorea; Rhabditida; Rhabditidae
Source: the annotation of a GenBank genome assembly
UUGAAAGAAAAGCUUAGACAAGAAUCAGUGAACUGCGAAGAGGUGACGCAUGUGGUUAUCACACAUGGACAUAUUGAUCAUUGUGGUAAUGUUAAUUUAUUUCCACGCGCACAGUUCUAUAUGGCUCGAGAUAUUGCGGGGAAUUGUGAGUAUUCUGAGUUAAGAGAAAAUAGUUGUGAAUUGUUCCCAAACGUUGAACUACGAGUCUUAGAUGGCCAUACUGAUUGUGAUUUGGUAGUUAUAGUGCAUGGUACGAAGUUAGGAAAUGUUGCAAUCGCAGGUGACAUAUUCGAAAAUGAGGACGAUGAAGAAGAAUACAUCAAGUAUUCACAGUACCCUGAUAAGCAACGUGUUAGCCGUCAAAAAUUAAACGAAAUCUCAGACUUUAUAAUUCCCGGCCAUGGCGUUAUGUUCAAAGUUUCCAAACAAAAAUAA